Molecule: messenger RNA, 2488 nt
Organism: Rhineura floridana
Lineage: Eukaryota; Metazoa; Chordata; Lepidosauria; Squamata; Rhineuridae
Gene: HSD17B12
Product: hydroxysteroid 17-beta dehydrogenase 12
Exons: 11
Coding region: 103-1056 (317 amino acids)
Cellular component (GO): endoplasmic reticulum
Molecular function (GO): oxidoreductase activity
Source: RefSeq, a predicted model, not a curated record
GCCCCGAAGGGGCGGGGCUGUUCUGCAGGACUGGUCCGGCGGAAGCCGGGAAGGAUCAGUCUUGCAGUGUCUCGUCGUUGUAAUCGCGGGACUGGUAACGCCAUGGGGGGCUCCGAAUCAUUUUUAUCCUCCUAUACUGACUUCUUCUAUUGGGCCGGAGUGUUGAGCGUUGCUUACUUCGUUUGCCUGUUCCUUUACCGCAUAGCUCAUGCCGUCCUCCUGUGGGUGGUGGGAAACCCGACGGCAGUGGGCCCGCACCUGGGCGCAUGGGCAGUGGUCACGGGAGCUACUGAUGGAAUUGGAAAGGCAUACGCAGAAGAGUUAGCAAGGCGUAGAAUGAAGGUGGUUCUUAUCAGCAGAUCUCAGGAAAAACUGGAUCAGGUUGCCAGUGAAAUAAGUGAGAGGUUCAAGGUGGAAACAAAAACAAUUGCAGCUGACUUUGAAGACCGAGAAGCUAUUUACAGUAACAUAAAAGGAGGCCUGGAAGGUCUUGAGAUUGGUAUCCUAGUGAACAACGUGGGUACUUCAUAUUCUUAUCCUGAAUACUUCCUUGAGAUUCCGGAUCUAGAUAAAACAGUUGACAAGAUGAUAAACAUUAAUGUCAUAUCUGUGUGCAAGAUGACACGAUUGGUGCUGCCCGGCAUGCUGGAAAGGUCCAAGGGAGUUAUAGUGAAUAUUUCCUCUUUUGCUGGGAUUCACCCAUCUCCAUUCCUGACCCUUUAUUCAGCAACGAAGGUGUUUGUGGAUUUCUUCUCUCAAGGUCUCAAUAUAGAAUAUAGAAACAAGGGUAUCAUUUUUCAGAGUGUUCAACCAUAUUUUGUAGUUACAAAAUUGUCUAAGCUCCGUAAAUCAUCCACCUUUAGGCCUACUCCUGAAGGGUAUGUAAAAUAUGCCCUCAACACCAUUGGCCUUGAGUCCCAAACUUCUGGAUGCCCAGCUCAUGCCUUUGUGGUUUGGUGUAGCAGGUUGCUGCCCUGGUGGCUUUACACAAAGAUCGUGGUAGAUAUGUUCGUGAAAGGAAGAGCUUAUCAUUUGAAGAAACUAAAAGAAAACUGAAUUGCAUAAUCAUGACAAAAUUCUUGGUAGUUUUGCAUCUGUGUUUAAGAACCAAAUAUUUGUCAUGUCUUAAAAUUCUUUUGAAUGGGUUACUAUUUUGGGACCAGAGAUGAGUGUGAAUUAAGAGAAAAUUCAGUGAAGAGCAUGGAAAAGGCAAACAGCUACCUGCAGAUUUUGUUUGCUGUUCUGCACCAUUGUUUUAGAUGUGCUGUAGAUGUGACUUGAACAAUAACUGAUACUUGUAAUUACUAGCUUUACUAAAAUGUACUUAACACCAGUAGGGUUUGGGAAAUUAUGUCAGUCAGAGAAAUUUGUCUGAACUUGAAAGAGAUCACUGUUGUUGUUGAUGAUAGAGAACAGCACCAACAUUGGUGUUGAACUGAUCCAUGCAGUAUUUUUUUCAUUAAAAAUCUAUCAUCGUUCAUUGAUUUUUACACUGCAAGAAAUCAUGCAGUGAUACUUACUAUGAGUGGAUUUGGACACGUUUUUCCUCUUAUCAAACAAUGGCCAUAAGAUCUUGUCUUGUUAGCAUGGAUAUCUUCAGGCAUUCUACUGUCUUGUAGUUGAUCUCCUUUGAACCAUUUGGUGGUGUUGCGGGAAGGGGGAGAUAGUAAUCUUAAUCCAGGUGACUAACCUCUGGUCCUCCCAGUGCUGCUGAAUUACAACUUUCAUCACUGACCAUUGGCCAUGCUGGCUGGGACUGAUGGGAGAUGGAGUCCAACAACAUAUGGUCAACAGUUGACCACCUAUUUUAUUCUUUGGGUGAUUUAGGGGAUGGUGACAAUUUUUCAGGCAUGAUAAAAUUGAACUGAAAAAAAUGUGUUUGCAGAUGCAACUACUGCCCUACUUAAAGGACAGUAAAUGUGAAAUUGUUGCAGUCUACUUGAUGAAAGGUUUUAAUGUGAUAGUUGUAUAGAUUUCAUGUGCUGGCAAUACUUUUGCUUACUAAUCCUUUAGUAAAAUGGUAUCUUGCGGGAGGUGGGUUAUAUCAAAAUGCUGGAAGAAAAAUGCUACAGGCUGCAGUAACAAACAUUGCUGGCUACCCCGAUAGUGAUUAUCCUUAAAUGACUAUAGCUUGGAUUCAGCAAUGUGUUCAUACAACAGGGCUUUCCUGCACUGUUGGGUGAGAUUCAAUAUCAAUCUCACUGUGCCUCCUUCCCCUGGUAAGGCACGAGCUGGAUUGGACCCUGAAGCUAACUUAGGAAGGAAAACACAUUUACACACAAUGAGAUCUUUGGCCAAAGGUUCCACCCGCACAAAGCAGCUCUUGGUCCAACUGGGAGACAGCAAUGGUCAGAUGGACAACUUUAUUUAGGAAGAAGCAACAAUUUAUAGACCACUAGGGCACGGUGAACAGUAAACAGAUGAAAGAUAGAGUCAUCAAACAAAGUUGUAAUACAGAGGUAAUAAAAGAACAAAAGGUGCGUUUUCA